Messenger RNA from Prunus armeniaca (apricot), 1368 nucleotides. The record is from the annotation of a GenBank genome assembly. NCBI's taxonomy places the organism in Eukaryota, Viridiplantae, Streptophyta, Magnoliopsida, Rosales, Rosaceae.
AUGGGUGACCGCUCUCCAUUUGCAUUUCUUUGCAUUUUGCUCCUUUUCUUUGGAGCUUGUUUUGCUUCUAUUCAAGAUCAAGUGAGGGAUAGAAUCACAAAUUUGCCAGGACAGCCAAAUGUGGGGUUUGCGCAGUACUCUGGUUAUGUGACGGUGAAUAAGAAAGCUGGUAGAGCAUUGUUUUACUGGUUGAUUGAAUCCCCAAAAAACCGUGGACCUGAGUCUAGACCGCUGGUGUUGUGGCUCAAUGGUGGUCCAGGUUGUUCUUCUGUUGCUUAUGGAGCAGCUGAAGAGAUUGGACCUUUUCGCAUUAGACCUGAUGGGAAGACCCUUUACUUGAAUCCCUAUACUUGGAACAAUUUGGCAAAUUUGCUGUUCCUUGAAUCUCCAGCUGGUGUUGGCUUUUCAUACUCGAAUACGACCACAGAUUUGUACACAAACGGAGACCAGAGAACAGCUGAAGAUGCAUAUGCAUUUCUAGUCAAUUGGUUUGAAAGGUUCCCACAGUACAAGCACCGAGAUUUCUACAUUGCUGGAGAAAGUUACGCAGGUCACUAUAUUCCUCAGUUGUCUCAAUUGGUUUAUGAGAGAAACAAGGGAAUUCAGAAUCCAGUUAUAAAUUUUAAGGGAUUUUUGGUGGGAAAUGCUGUGACUGAUGAUUACCAUGAUUAUGUUGGCACAUUUCAAUAUUGGUGGACCCAUGGUUUAAUUUCUGAUUCUACCUAUCGGAUGCUACGAGUAACCUGUGACUUUGGAUCCUCUCAGCAUCCAUCAGUAGAAUGUAUGAGAGCCCUUAAAAUAGCAGAAAUGGAGCAGGGAAACAUUGAUCCAUACAGCAUUUUUACCCGUCCUUGCAAUAGCACUGAGUCACUAAAGCACAACUUGAGGGGUCAUUACCCAUGGAUGUCCAGAGCAUAUGAUCCCUGCACUGAGAGGUAUUCUGAAGUGUACUUCAACCAUCCAGAAGUUCAAAGGGCAUUCCAUGCCAAUGUAACUGGAAUUUCUUAUCCAUGGCAAACAUGCAGUGAUAUAGUUGGAACCUACUGGACGGAUUCUUCACUGUCUAUGCUUCCUAUUUAUCGAGAGCUCAUUGCUGCUGGUCUUAGGAUAUGGGUAUACAGUGGAGACACUGAUGCAGUGGUUCCUGUGACUGCGACUCGCUACUCCAUAGAUGCCCUGAAGCUACCAACAAUUACCAACUGGUCCCCGUGGUAUGACAACGGCAAGGUUGGUGGCUGGAACCAAAUAUACAAGGGGCUGACAUUUGUGACCGUGACCGGAGCUGGGCAUGAGGUUCCGCUCCAUCGACCUCGCCAGGCUUUUAUUGUUUUCAGAUCAUUUUUGGAAGGCAAGCCCAUGGAAAGUUAG